AUGGACAUCACAACUAUUUUGAACAGAAAAGGGUCUACUGCCGCUAUCGCAGCAGAAGCUCAAUUUCAACAGCAGUUUGUGCACCACAACCUGGAUCCUUCCUCAUCGCCCAAGAUGAAGCCUGAGCCUGGAGUGUCGGAAGCUUCCGAUCAACAGGUCUUGUCUUAUCCUUCGCACGCUCCGCUGAACCCUAUGCCCAACAUGGCCCAAGACAUGCGGUAUCCGCCUCAUGGACAACCCAAUAGUGGAAUGCCAGUUCUGCAGAAUCCUUACGUCCCUGGAGCUUACACCGGCAGUGCUCAAAUUCCCAGUAGUGCAACGCCCCAAAGGGCCGAUCCUCCGCCGAAGACCUUUCACUGCUCGACUUGUGGCAAGGGGUUCGCUCGGCGUAGUGACCUCGCUAGACAUGAACGAAUCCACACAGGGAUAAGACCGCACGCUUGCGAUUGGCCCGGCUGUGGGAAGCAAUUCAUUCAACGUUCGGCUUUGACUGUGCACUCUCGUGUUCAUACUGGAGAGAAGCCCCAUAUGUGUGAGAGAUGCGGCAAGCCUUUCAGCGAUUCGUCUUCCUUGGCCAGACACCGCAGAAUCCAUUCUGGAAAACGGCCGUACAAGUGUCCAUAUGCGAACUGUCAGAAGACGUUCACUCGUCGCACUACCUUGACGCGUCAUCAGAAUCAUCACACGGGAACCAUUGAGGAGGCUGCCGCAGAGACGGAAGCCAACCUGAGACAGAACAAAGAGAGAGCAAGGGCACCUGGCGAUGGGGUUUUCUCCGAGCACGCCUCCAUUCACUCGACGCCUUCCCCUGCGCACCAUCCUGUGUCCAUUCCGCCUCCCGGCGACCUACCACCUCUGAACAUGCCUCGUUCUGCUGGCGACUACUACAUGGGGAACGGAUCUAUCCCUCCUCACGUUCGGGGGGAUUUCUCGCAGGCCAGCCCUCGCUCCUCGCCAACAGCCACGUCGCCGUCUCUCUCGAGCUUCAGCAGUGCGCCACACCAACGACCAUCUAUGACAUCGCACCCUUCUGGAUACGCUCCCCCUCAGCCGCUUGAGCCGCCUGCUAAUAGUGAUCACCGGCCCAACAGUGUCAGCGGGAGUCCGCACAUGACGAGUCUGGGCUGGGCCUCUCCGUCUCACGGUAGCAUUCCGUCUCCGGGGUCUGUGAAUGAUUUCAACUAUCCUGAGCCAAGUGGUCCAGCUUAUCCCAGCUCCAUGCCUCCGCACAUGUACUUUCCCAACUCGACCAUUAGGCGGCCAACGAGCACUGAGCCUGAGAACUACGAACUGAAGCCGAGAUUGGGGGAUAACGGGUGGUCGACUCCCGUGUAA
Molecule: messenger RNA, 1335 nt
Organism: Aspergillus novofumigatus IBT 16806
Lineage: Eukaryota; Fungi; Ascomycota; Eurotiomycetes; Eurotiales; Aspergillaceae
Product: putative C2H2 finger domain protein
Exons: 3
Coding region: 1-1335 (444 amino acids)
Biological process (GO): regulation of transcription by RNA polymerase II
Cellular component (GO): PcG protein complex; transcription regulator complex
Molecular function (GO): DNA-binding transcription factor activity, RNA polymerase II-specific; RNA polymerase II cis-regulatory region sequence-specific DNA binding
Source: RefSeq, a predicted model, not a curated record